Messenger RNA from Paramacrobiotus metropolitanus, 1909 nucleotides. RefSeq names its product transmembrane protease serine 9-like. NCBI's taxonomy places the organism in Eukaryota, Metazoa, Tardigrada, Eutardigrada, Parachela, Macrobiotidae. The coding region runs from base 95 to 1666 and encodes 523 amino acids. Gene Ontology annotation, biological process: proteolysis. The record is from RefSeq and is a predicted model, not a curated record. Gene Ontology annotation, molecular function: serine-type endopeptidase activity. The transcript is spliced from 10 exons.
UUGCAUUAAUAAUCUAACGGUAGUCCGUAAAUAUCAUUUUCUCCAUUAAAAUUUUAGGAUAAGCUAGUAUACUUCCGAAUAUAUAUUAAAGGAAAUGUCUAUCACCUCAGUUUUUGCACUUUGUGAAAUUCUCGGUUGUGCUAACCUUGCUGCUCAAGUAAUCGUACCACAGCCAAACAACGCAAAAUCGUACGACUCGGAUCCUGCGAUGCAGACUUUCAACAAUGGUCAUGAAAGCGGCACAUUCUAUUCGCAUCCCGGCUUUUCAAGCCAUCCCCGACGGCCGUACGUCGCCGGAACAAAGAAGCGAUUCGCUGUUGUAUUGCCAUCUUAUUGUCGAGCAAAGCUGUCCCUGGACAUGACCAACACCAGCAACUUCAACAUGCGUGAUUAUGACUUUGGAGUGAUGUUCGACGGGGCAUUGGCUCUGAAUCUUGGAAAGUCCAUGUGCGACCGUGCUAGUUAUGACAAUCUCCAACAAAAAGGCAGCAACAAUUACCAACUGGUGAACCCUAACAUUAAGUCAGCGACUCGAACCUUUUUAAGCAGUACAAAUGUGGCGGUGUUUGACUUCUGCGCUCACCCGUACAACAAGGAUACAGAUGCCACGCGCAGAUUGGGAUUCGCCACUAAGUGGAGCUGUGUACGCAGUUCGCCGAACCCCACAACAGUACAGAAAACAACCACCACUAAACGUACGACCACCAAGAGAACCACUACUAAACGUACGACCAGCACGACCCUUCGACCCACCACCGUUCUAACUCAUCCCACCGUGGCGCCGGUUAACACCGAUUGUGGAACUCCGAUUAACUCGGACAAUCGGCCGGCCUCCAUGUUCCAGCGUAUUGUCGGUGGUGUGAAGCCAGCACCCAAUGCCUGGCCGUGGGCGGCUGCUGUGGUUGCGUCUGAGCAGCUUCAUUUCUGCGGCGCCAGUGUGCUCAACAGUCAGUGGGUGAUUACCGCCGCGCAUUGCAUUAAAAAAGUUGGUACGGAAGAAAACUUCCAGAAAGCCGUGAAGAUUUAUUACGGCAGCCAAAAUUUGUGGGAAGUUCCUGACAGUCAGAAAGCCAGCAUCGCCCGCGUUAUUAUCCAUCCAAACGUGACUGAGAAAAACUGGGGCAAUGAUAUGGCACUGAUUAAGUUAACAGCGCCCAUUCCGGAUUUCCCUAAUUCCAUGGUAUCGCCUAUAUGUCUGCCAAGUCACGCAAUCGGGACUUUCAAAGCGCAGGCAUACAGUACCAAGAAUCGCCCGUAUGCCUAUGUGGCCGGCUGGGGAGCACUUAAGGCAGACCAACCCAAGCCAACCUUAGCCGACUUCAAGAAUGGAUUAAACGUGACAGUUGUAGCCGGUAGUCACCAGCUCAUGCAAACCACUAUCGAAGUUUUUAGCGACAAAGAAUGUCACGCGGUAUACGACGGGACAGACAUUGGAUCAUUAGCGGACGCUUCGAUUUGCGGAGGGCUUGUUGAAGGUGGACGGGACGCUUGCCAAGGUGAUUCUGGAGGACCCCUCGUAAUGGCCGAGCCCCCCGGUUACAGGAGAUACUCGCUGUACGGAAUUGUUUCCCAGGGUCGGAGCUGUGCCGAUCCCGGUGUGCCUGGGGCGUACACCGAUGUUUUCAAGUUGAAAAAAUGGAUAACGGACACAAUGGCCUCUAACUGAAGAAUUUUUGGAGCUUCCAGAGGUUACUGCGCAAAGAUUAUUCAGCAGAGCUUUUUUAAACUAUUUAUUCGCAAGGUCACAGCCGUCGCUGACCAGUAAAACCCUGUGGUCCCGAAAAUUCGUUGUUCAAAAUAUUUAUGUUUUCGUGGUUUGCUAUCUUUGUUGCACCAGAUGAAAUUUCCAUUGGUGAAUAAUGAAAUAUAUCAAUAUUUGAACAUGAAUUCAUGAAUAUAUGAAUAUGAA